Molecule: messenger RNA, 1514 nt
Organism: Chinchilla lanigera (long-tailed chinchilla)
Lineage: Eukaryota; Metazoa; Chordata; Mammalia; Rodentia; Chinchillidae
Gene: Hmgb3
Product: high mobility group box 3
Exons: 5
Coding region: 115-723 (202 amino acids)
Biological process (GO): regulation of transcription by RNA polymerase II
Cellular component (GO): nucleus
Molecular function (GO): DNA binding, bending
Source: RefSeq, a predicted model, not a curated record
CGCAGCGCCCGCCGCAGCGCCCGCGCAACUUUCCGGCCCGCGCCGCCCGCGCCGCGCCCGCUCUUCGCUCGCCACCCACCGGCUGGCCGUGAACGGGGAAGCGAUCCAGUCACGAUGGCUAAAGGGGACCCCAAGAAACCAAAGGGCAAGAUGUCUGCGUACGCCUUCUUUGUGCAGACUUGUAGAGAGGAGCACAAGAAGAAAAACCCAGAGGUCCCUGUCAAUUUUGCAGAAUUUUCCAAGAAGUGCUCGGAGAGGUGGAAGACUAUGUCUGGGAAAGAGAAAUCAAAGUUUGAUGAAAUGGCCAAGGCAGAUAAAGUUCGCUAUGACCGAGAGAUGAAAGAUUAUGGACCCGCGAAGGGAAGCAAGAAGAAGAAGGAUCCCAACGCCCCCAAAAGGCCACCGUCUGGAUUUUUCCUGUUUUGUUCGGAAUUCCGCCCCAAGAUCAAAUCCACCAACCCUGGUAUCUCCAUUGGAGAUGUGGCCAAAAAGCUGGGCGAGAUGUGGAAUAACUUAAGUGACAGUGAGAAGCAGCCCUAUGUCACCAAGGCGGCGAAGCUGAAGGAGAAGUACGAGAAGGACGUGGCCGACUAUAAGUCUAAAGGGAAGUUCGAUGGUGCAAAGGGUCCUGCUGCUAAAGUUGCCCGGAAAAAGGUGGAAGAGGAAGAUGAAGAAGAGGAGGAGGAGGAAGAGGAGGAGGAGGAGGAAGAGGAUGAUGAAUAAAAAAACUGUUUUUCUGUCUCCUUGUGAAUCCCUUAGAGUAGGGAAGCGCCGUGACUGACCAUCUCUUAGGUUAAAUGCCAACCCGAUUGCGAUCUUUAGUCUCUCAAAUGCUCUGGAAGUUGGCGGUAGUUGCCCACCGUGGCCGCGGGGGUACGGAACGCUGUGAAAUUGUAUCAAAGCUGUACAUAUUUCCAGACAUUUUUAAACUGAAAGGCACUCUGUUCUCCUCGCUCUGUGCACUUUGCUCUUGCUGUGAAAAGGCAUUUGAAGAUGUCUCUGGCGUUUGUCUUUUCAUUUGUAAGGUGGUGUGAACUGUAUGGUUAUUGGCUAGAAACCCUGAGUUACCAACUGUACAUAUCUCGAGUUGUAAAAAGAACAAAGCACCCCGGGCAAACCCUCGAUGCCCCCUGCUCGGCGCUGAGGCUGUGGGACAGAUGCCACCGGGAAGGGACCUUAGAUCUGUUGUCACCGUGGCUAUGGCGGGCAUCCAGUUAGCUUCUGUAUAUAGUGACCUAGCAUCCUGCUGCCCCAUCUUACCUGGGGUCCGAGAGGGUCAGCUGGCAUGAGAAGUGUUUGGAUUCAUUACUGUUUCGUUUUGUUUUGUUAGUUAAGUGCGGUAGAUGGAAACUCUGUUUCCAAGCAAACUGUGGAACUCUUCAUUGGUGAAGAGUCAGUGAAGGUUCAAGAAGGUUCUGUACUUAAACACGAUUUGCAACGUUGUGUUAUUUUUUUGUAUGUUUAGAAUGCUAAAUGUUUUCCAAGUUAAAUAAACAGUAUUACAUUUUUCAAAA